CUCUGGAAAGCCUUCUGAAUUAGACAAGGCCUGCCUCUCAGCACAGCUACAAAACACUUUAAACCUGACCAGCUAAAUGGAUAAACCUAGCCUGCAUAGCUUUUAAACUGGGGUUUCAUACAGCACAGGAGGCCUACUUGCUUGAAGAACUGAAAAUCCAGAGGAUGAUUUGCUUUAUCUGGGAAUGGCAAAAGCCAGCACAAUAAGGAAUGCCAGUUUGUAUGGGGCUACUAGCUCACAUGUGGGAUCAGAAUGGUGUGAAUGACAGCCGCACUGUAUCAUGAAGGUGGUGGUGGUUUCAACACGUGAGACCAAACAAGAAGAAAGCUGAGAGAGGGGAGAACCGUUUUGGAUGACAAAGGAUGGGUUUCCAUUUAAUUACACAGCUGAGAGGCAUGCGUGUAGUGCUAGUGCUACUUCCUACACUGCUGCUUGUUAUGCUCACGGGGGCUCAGAAAGCUUGCCCAAAGAACUGCAGAUGUGAUGGCAAAAUUGUGUACUGUGAGUCUCAUGCUUUCACAGAUAUCCCUGAGAACAUUUCUGGAGGAUCACAAGGCUUAUCAUUAAGGUUCAACAGCAUUCAGAAACUCAAAUCCAAUCAGUUUGCCAGCCUUAACCAGCUUAUAUGGCUUUAUCUUGACCAUAAUUACAUUAGCUCAGUGGAUGAAGAUGCAUUUCAAGGGAUCCGUAGACUGAAAGAAUUAAUUCUAAGCUCCAACAAAAUUACCUAUCUGCACAAUAAAACAUUUCACCCGGUUCCCAAUCUCCGCAGUCUGGACCUCUCCUACAAUAAGCUUCAGACAUUGCAAUCUGAACAGUUUAAAGGCCUACGGAAACUCAUCAUUUUGCACUUGAGAUCUAACUCAUUAAAGACAGUGCCCAUCAGAGUUUUUCAAGACUGUCGAAAUCUUGACUUUCUGGAUUUGGGUUAUAAUCGUCUUCGAAGCUUGUCCCGAAAUGCUUUUGCUGGCCUGUUGAAGUUAAAAGAGCUCCACUUGGAGCACAAUCAGUUUUCCAAGAUCAACUUUGCUCAUUUUCCACGUCUCUUCAACCUCCGCUCAAUUUACUUACAAUGGAACAGGAUUCGCUCCAUUAGCCAAGGCUUGACAUGGACUUGGAGUUCCUUACACAACUUGGAUUUAUCAGGGAAUGAUAUCCAAGGAAUUGAGCCAGGCACAUUUAAAUGUUUGCCCAAUUUGCAAAAAUUGAAUUUGGAUUCCAACAAGCUUACCAACAUCUCACAGGAAACUGUCAAUGCGUGGAUAUCAUUAAUAUCCAUCACUUUGUCUGGGAAUAUGUGGGAAUGCAGUCGGAGCAUUUGUCCUCUAUUUUAUUGGCUUAAGAAUUUUAAAGGAAAUAAGGAAAGCACCAUGAUAUGUGCAGGACCUAAGCAUAUCCAAGGUGAAAAGGUUAGUGAUGCAGUGGAAACAUAUAAUAUCUGUUCUGAAGUCCAGGUGGUCAACACAGAAAAAUCACAGAUUGUGCCCCAAACUCCCCAGAAGCCUUUAAUUAUCCCUAAACCAACAACCUCAAAAUCUGACCCCAGCCAGUUCACCCUUGAAACACCAAGCCCUUCCCCAGGGUUUCAGAUUCCUGGCACAGAACAAGAGUAUGAGCAUGUUUCAUUUCACAAAAUUAUUGCAGGGAGCGUGGCUCUCUUUCUUUCAGUGGCCAUGAUCCUCUUGGUAAUCUAUGUGUCUUGGAAACGCUACCCAGCCAGCAUGAAACAACUUCAGCAACAUUCUAUUAUGAAGAGGCGGCGGAAAAAGACCAGAGAGUCUGAAAGACAAAUGAAUUCCCCUUUACAGGAGUAUUAUGUGGACUACAAGCCUACAAACUCUGAGACCAUGGAUAUAUCGGUUAAUGGAUCUGGGCCCUGCACAUAUACCAUCUCUGGCUCCAGGGAAUGCGAGGUAUGAACCAUGAUCCUCCUAAAAGCGUUUCUACUGUGGGAAAGGAGAGGUAAAUGUUUGAAGCUCUAGAGGUGUCUCUAAUCACUAGAAAGAGUAAUGACCCUUUUGCUUUUGGGUUUUGCUCAGUGUGAAAGGUUACUUAAUUAAAUUACAACCACCAGGAAAUUGACUGCUUUUUUUUUUUUUUAAUUCCUUAAAUGGUUGAAACUUGAAGGAAGUUCAUUCAAGGAUGAUAUUAAGUUGGA
Kogia breviceps (pygmy sperm whale) is the source of this 2158-nucleotide messenger RNA. The record is from RefSeq and is a predicted model, not a curated record. Lineage: Eukaryota; Metazoa; Chordata; Mammalia; Artiodactyla; Physeteridae.